Phytophthora infestans T30-4 is the source of this 639-nucleotide messenger RNA. RefSeq lists its product as uncharacterized. Bases 1 to 639 code for a protein of 212 amino acids. NCBI's taxonomy places the organism in Eukaryota, Oomycota, Peronosporomycetes, Peronosporales, Peronosporaceae. The transcript has a single exon. The record is from RefSeq and is a predicted model, not a curated record.
AUGCCAGCGCGUAACAAGGAAUCGGAGUCUACUGCUGUGCGCGAGUUCAAUAACAUUCCCGCACGAUCACGAGAGCAACGUGAAGCAGUUUGUGACAAGGAACAAUGGGAAAAGGAGCGACUUCGUGCGCGUAGAGAAGGUUUCGUACGUGUGGACACGUCUGCUGCCGGUAGUGCCAUGUUGGUGUACACACCUCAGAGUCAGGGGUUCAUGAGCGACGCCGACCGUUUCCACUCGGACACUGCAGGUGAGGAACGAGCUGCAAGAGAGGGAACACGUGCGCGUGCCCGGAUGCAACAAGAUCGACGUCGUCGUGAGGCUGUAAACCGAGAUGUGCGACGCUGGGACGCAAUGGAUGCCGCCGCCGCCGAGGAUAAACGUCGUGGGGAGGCUUUACGCGCGUCGGGCUCCAAAGCUCGACGCAACAAAGGUGGCGAGCCAUUCAAUUUGAUUACUCUGAAAUACAACGAUGGGAAGGAUGGACAGCGAUUGCAAGCUGCGGAUGCUGCGAUCAAGCAACGUGCCAUGUUGCGAGCGCAGAAUCUGCAGUACCACAACUCACGCGAAGGGAUCAACCCUAUCACAGGCGAAUCAGCACGACGUGUUCAAACAAGAGACUUGCUGCCACCCCCACAGUAG